CGCGUACACACAGACAGACACCAAAAUGACGCACACAGACGCACACACACAUAAACACCCAGCCUCGCUCGCCCAUAAAUAGGAGCGCGGAUCGCUUUGGCGCAUUCGUAGUCUCCAUCACCAGCGACGUGGCCGGUCCCCUUGGCUCCAGCCUCAUCUCACACACACAGAGGGAGUGGAUACAUCAUAUUGACCAGCUAGUGAGACGGACUCCUCACAACGCGUGGGGCUACAGGGACUCACAACACGUGGGUGACACGGACUCGCGUAGAGGCAUCGACUGCCCAGGCACACGGGUGGAGGGUUAGGGUUAGGGCUCUACACGCACAGGUAGGAUCACUCAGUCAGUGAAACACUCUCUCCCAGUCUAACGCUCUCUCCCAGGCUCAUAAUCUCUCUCAUUCUAACACUCUCUCCCAGUCUAACGCUCUCUCCCAGUCUAACACUCUCUCCCAGGCUCAGUCUAAUAUCCUCACACACACAUUAUCUCUCACACUCGUUCACACCUAUCAAUACACACUCUCUCGUUCACACGCACUCUAUUACCCACUCACACGCAAUCACACAGUCUCUCUCACAUGCACUCUGUCAAACACUCACCCACACACACUCGUUCACACACUCUCUCACCACUCACACUCUCAAAGCAUCACACGCUCUCUCACACACGCUCAAAAACACACGCUCCCACACACUCACUCUCUCACACACUCACUCUUACGCAUUCUCGCACACACACUGACACCCUCCCACACAAAAUAUAUUGAUAACCAAGGGAACUAUUAUCGAUAUACAUAUACAUUGAAAACUGCAUAUAUACACAGAGAAUAGGCACACAAAUAAAGAUUAUACUGGCCAUACAUAGUGAGAGUAUAGACGGGCACAGAGAGUGACGCACAAAACUACUGCACAGGAGAGUGGCCAUGCGGCUAACACUCGCAUUCACCACGCUCUGCUUGUGCCUCUGUAUCGGGAGCGAACCCUCACACAACCCUGUGUCCAACCAUGACCCUGGCGUAGUCCUGGGAGGUGGCGGCAAUGUGGGCGGGAACACAUCCGACCAAGUGUCAUGUAACCAGGCGCCACGUGGCCAGAGGGAGGAAGUAGAAUCUGGUGGGAAAAGUUUAAAUGGCGGCGAGCACAUGAGAGAGAGGAGGCGGGGGGAUAAACUCGUGGCAGUUGGGAAGUCGUCUCGCUACUGGCCAAGGGCGGUCGAGGUUGGCGCAGGGGCGUCGGAGCUGGCUAAGAGAGUGUCAGAAGUCGAGCGGAAAAUAUCGCGGCUUGGAAAGGUGGUCUCAGACUUAACGUUGGGAGCGUUUGCGCUGGGCACAGAAUUUUCGGGCAUCGAAAGCGAAACGUACAGGUUUUGUGCAAAAGUAUUUCGUUUUGGCAUGGAAUCGGGCAUUGGAAAGGAAAACUCAGCUUUUUUUAAAAACUUGUUAGUGCUUGGAUUAGGGUCAUUGGAUCUUGGAAUGGACAGUUCCGGCGGUGACAGAAAGGCAGUCAAAUUGGUCGUGAAUUCAGGCUUUUCAACAGAGCAGCUGAAUCAUCGAAUGGAAGCUUUCAAGUUUGCAUCAAAACUAUCUAAUUUAGGGAUAGAGAAGUCUGACUUUGACUCAAAAGAAUUCCACUUUGGCACCGAAUCAAAUUUCGGACCAGAGUCCAAUUUCCAGAAGCAGGCAUUCGAGUCUGGAACAGAGCCGUCAGAUUAUAGAGCCAGAUCAUUUGAUUUCGGAACAGAGUCGUUGGACCUCGGAGCCGAAGUCUUUGAGCUGGGUGCAGAUGCAUUGGACUUUGGAGCCUGGGCCCUGCGUCUAGGGGCUGGGGCACUCGUCCACGCAGCGUUGAGCGUCAUGUCCGAGAGCGAAGCCUUUGGCAGCCUGAGAACGGCGUGCAGGGCGGCGCUGUUGAACCACAACGCCAGGGGCUCCAGAUACGCACAGCAGAUGUCCCACAGUGGCUCGGGCGAGAGCACCAGUGAGAAGAUGCCACCGGCAGUCCUCACCGGAAGGUCGUCGAAACGAAAAUCACCCGACAGCUCCAUCACCAAUCGGUUGUGGACUUUGGUCGAGCGGCAAGUCACCGACGUACCUUGGGAGAGAACGAAUGAGUCAGACCAGACUCGUGUCGACAGAUUGCUGCUGAGCAAAUGGAUUCCGCUGCCGCUGAGCAAAUCGGUCAUCGCAGAGAGCUCCAUAGAAGCAACCUCGGGGAAAGACCACAGGCUGAGCAAGGAAGGAUUGGAGCAUGCAUCGUCACAAGAGGCAGCAUCGACUGGAGGAUACGUGGCCAUCGGGGAAGGUGAGGAUGGAGAGGUGGAAACGGAGGAGAAAGUUGGGGCAUCGACGGCGAUCGUCGCUGGGGCAAAGCGUCGAGUGAGGAGAGGCUUCACAUACCCCGGCACACUGUGGUGCGGGGCCGGGAACAGCGCAGACAACUUCGAUCACCUGGGCGAGUUCGAGGAGACGGAUCGCUGCUGCCGCGACCAUGACCACUGCGAGCACGUGAUCGACGCGUUCCGAUACAAAUACGGACACCGCAACCUCCGUUGGCACACCAUCUCGCACUGCGCGUGCGACCACGGCUUCAAGCAGUGCCUGCGGAGGUCCAACGACACCGCGUCGCUCGUCAUGGGCCAGGCGUACUUCAACGUCAUCAGCGUGCCCUGCUUCACUCUCGAGGAGCACGAGGAGUGUGCCGAGAGGUCCUGGCUGGGAUGGUGCCAAAGGCACGAGACGGUCUACAGAGCUGUCGUUCGGGAUCAGGAGCCCUACCAUUACGGCGCCGUGGAUCUCAUCGACCUGCCCGUGACCUCACCGACACUGGCGGCAUGGGGGAAUAAGGGCACGGAGGCGCCGGGCGCGCAGGAGAGAAGGGAGACGGCAGAGGAGGGAGCGGUGGGCGGGGCACAGACCCUGGGGAUCUCCUCCCCUGGGGCCGAGGGGAUGGCUGGGGUCGCCGUGGCUGAGAAACCGACGGUCAUGGCCACGACGGAGCAGCAGAGUCGAGACAAGAAGCAAGGACAGCCGAGGACGGCUGCAGGCAAGGGGGGCAGAGGCCAUGGAAAGAAUCGGGGCAAGAAGAGACGAGGACGCAAGAGGAAGGGAAACCCCAACUCGGCGCCGAGUGGGAAGGCAGCUUUGCCAACGAUGCAGCAACCUUCGAUCUUGGACCUCCGAGAAAGCAGACCUACGGACACGUCUACAAAUGCACCGAGAGCGGUCACUGGCUCAGCCCCGGGCUCUCGCCCCAUUGGAAACCCUCAGACAUAUCUGGCUAGAAGGCGUCAACAUUUUGCUGAUUUGCUCAGACAUCUGGGCACACAUCCCCGGGCCGCAGGAACAUUGCCAGCUGUGACCCCCCCGAAGAGAGCAAUUCGGGGAAAUGGUAAAAUGAGCCCCAGCUAUCCCCUGCCCCCUUCAACCUUAAACAGCCUCCCAGCGACCACCUCCAACCCCAACAACCAAACGUCUGUCUUGAUCUCCCAAUUGCACUUGCCAGCUGGCCGUCAACAGGUCGCCAAGUGCCAGUAUGGGCUCUCGUUUAUGGCGCGACUGCUAUCCCGCGGAAAACCAAGGAGGCCACCAGCACGCCCACACAAUAAAAUGGCGGCGGCAUCGCUGGGAUUUGGUUUGCAAACGGUGGUGUCGAUCACAACAGCAGCGAUGACGACGACGAUGGUGCCAGGGCAACAGACCCCAUUCUUCACAACAGCAGCAGCAGUGGCGGUGGCAGAUGGGCAAUCGUUUUACCAUGCCGGCAAGAACGCGUUGAAGGCCACUGCCUUUGCAGGCACUGGUUUGAGAGCAACGAUUGCACCAACGUCGUCUGCUCUCCAGCCUCUGGGUAGAUUAAAGGUGCAACCGCUCGUGAAUGGUGACAACGUCGCCGCUGGUGGCACAGUUAUUCUCAAGGCAAAGCGCAACAAGGGCAGAAAGAGAAAGAAAAGUGCCGCAUUACUCGCGACACAUUCACUCGAUAAUUCACCAGCAGAGAAGCCCUCUCGUUUUUCUAGGCUUUGGCUUACUUAGCGACUGGCGGUUAACUACCAGUCAUAGUUA
Molecule: messenger RNA, 4061 nt
Organism: Petromyzon marinus (sea lamprey)
Lineage: Eukaryota; Metazoa; Chordata; Hyperoartia; Petromyzontiformes; Petromyzontidae
Biological process (GO): phospholipid metabolic process; arachidonate secretion
Molecular function (GO): A2-type glycerophospholipase activity
Source: RefSeq, a predicted model, not a curated record